This is a messenger RNA of Neodiprion fabricii, 3798 nucleotides long. It is a transcript of the gene Uvrag, whose product is annotated as UV radiation resistance-associated gene protein. Bases 428 to 3169 code for a protein of 913 amino acids. Gene Ontology annotation, cellular component: lytic vacuole; endosome. Gene Ontology annotation, molecular function: SNARE binding. The transcript is spliced from 9 exons. Lineage: Eukaryota; Metazoa; Arthropoda; Insecta; Hymenoptera; Diprionidae. Gene Ontology annotation, biological process: SNARE complex assembly. The record is from RefSeq and is a predicted model, not a curated record.
GUCACCUCGCGGUUUCAGGUGUAAACUAAGGGCGCGUCAAAUGAGUAAUCGUAGUCGUAAUUUGAUCAUUCAUAAUUGUUACUAUUGUCAGUUUCAAGGACUCUGGAUGCAGUCUGCAAUGAUGCCGCGUUAAGUGCAACGAGGCGAUUAGUUUCUAUUUUAUCAGUGUAAUAAUACGCCGUAAAUGAUUUACACAUUGACGGCUAUAUUCGUACGCGAUUACGAGAACUGCGCGUAGCUUAUAUCAAUUUGCGUAGCUCGGAUGUCCAGUAUAACUCGCCGAAAGAAACCUAAUCGAUUCUGUUAAAAAAUAACAUGUCAAAUACGCCCUGGAACUAAUCCGUCGACUUGGCUGCGGUCUUUUUGUUCGUUAUCCGUGUAUCGUUGAUAUUAUCUUAGUUAUGACAGGGUGUUGUUCACAUCACAGAUGAUGGAGUUACAGGAGGCACGACCUCUGAUAAGAGACUCUGACCUAACCCUUCAACCUCGCAGUGCUCCACGUUACAAAGUCUGGCUUCCCCUUGCUACGCAGCAGCUCCGUCUCAGGAACUUGAUACAAGUUAUUGGUUACAAUUUAAAAAUUGAGAAUUCGUCGACCGACUGCAAAGAAUGGUUCUACUAUACUCUUCAUCGCACAAACAUGUCAUCGCCUCUAUACACAAGCGAGCCGAUUGACAAUACCUGUCCAAAAUGGGCUGGCCUAGAUGUUCCCGUACUACACGCGACAGGACACUCAGCUGCGAGCGACAUAGUACUCAGACUUUGGAGGAAAACUGAUAUGCAAGGCACGAAUACCGAUGUGACUAUACUAGCGUGUGGGUUGUCGCUUACGGGUCUGGUGUAUCUCGGUACAAAACUUCCGAGUAACUUGGAUAGUUGUAUGAAGGAUAAUUCGCUGAUAUUUCACCUUCAAGGCGGGUAUUUUACCCCACCGUGCUGUUGCCUGAAUCCCCCAGAGUUAAAGCGAUACAUUGCCAUAAGUGUCCAGGCUGCAGAUGUGAGGGACAGCUACACGGUUAACAAGUUAUGCAGCUUGAGAAGUAAGAUGCAGGCGCUUAAGCAGCAGUCAGAAGCUGCGCGUGCACUGAGGGAUAGAAUUGCGCUUGGGUACGAAUCUCAAAAUCAAGUGGUCUAUCCUCAGUCUACGCUUAACAGGCUAUUACAACCGAAACAAGCAAACAGAAAAAAGAGAGCUGAGAGUCUGAGGAUAAGAAAAGAACUGGAGGUCGCUAGAUUCAGGACAAAACUAUUGGACCAGGAAAGGAUAAAAAAAGUUGGAGAGAUAAGGACCCUGAACCAGGUGCAUACCAGCAUAGCCGAGGAGAAUCAAGAUCAUGGUUCAGAUCUGAUGGAAAAGUAUAGGGAGUUGAACAGAGAUAUUGAACGACUCCGCGAGUGGCGCCAAAGUCAGACGGAAACCAGAGAAGCUUAUGCGUAUACAACUACGCGGCUCGCUCACCGUCGAAUGCAGCUCAUAUCUGAACUUGGCCUCAUCUAUCCCAUAUCUCGACUAGAGGAUGAUAGAUACAUGAUAAACAACGUCCAUCUACCAGAUAGCGAAGAGCUGGAUUCCUGCAAAGACACGCAAGUAGCUGUGGCUCUCGGAUCAGUUGCUCAUACGACACAAAUGAUCGCUAACUUCCUGAACAUCCCUACGAGAUAUCCGAUUAUUCACUGCGCAUCCAGAAGUAAAGUCAUUGACCACAUCACGGAAAACAUACCUGAUAAAGACAGACAAUUUCCGUUAUUUGCUCGAGGGAAAGACAAGCUGCAAUUCCAUUAUGCAGUCUACCUGUUGAAUAAAAAUAUAGCACAGCUGAGAUGGUACUGUGGACUUCCUACUGUGGAUCUUCGAGCUACUCUUCCUAAUCUCGCAUCGUUGAUCAGUAUAAAGCCGAAUCAACCCUUGGAUGGGUCGAAGAGAACGUUUUCCGGGUCAUCGUUGGAUACAGAUCACAGUAGUAUGGGAAAAUACAAAUCUCUGGCACCGCCACAACCACUGUCGACGCAUCUGCCUGUUCAGAAAGUUGUAUUUGAGAAGUGUCACAAGCAAUCGCGAUCAAUCGGUCGAUCUAAGAGCACCAGGUGCUCACUGGGAGCGUCCUUAGAUCAAGGCUUGGAUAAUCAAGCACAGCCAUCAACUCUUGGUAACAAUACUAAGCGAAUUUGCAAGUCUGAGGAUGAGGCGAUUGAUGACAUGCCUUUAUCUUUAUCGAAAAAUAUUCCUACAGACGGAAGUGGUGAGACCGCAGGUCCUUUGACAGCCAAAAGCAAUGAUACCAUAAUUCGAAGUCAAUCUAAACAGGGCCAGGGUCCUUUACUAAGAGAAGCUGUUGCUUCCGUUGUGGUUCCGUUAGAAAGCAAUAUAGAAAUCACUGUACCGAUAUCUGUAACAGAGAGAAAAUCCACUUCUGGAUCUGAUCCCGUUGAGAAUUCCAGACACCGAAGUUCAAACUCUGUAAGUAGCUGUGAAAUGGCGCUUUGUAUCGGACAACUGGAGGGUGACGAAUUUAAGUGUGACUUAGAUGGCGAUGAGGAAACGUUUUUACACAUUGAAAGGAUGGGGUUACGCGAUGAAGUAGACGUGGCAACAAGUAGUGCGAAUGGUUCCAGUACCGAAACAGUAGAGAGACACUUGGAAGUUAAUAAAAACGACGUAACGACAGAACGAGAGCAACGAUCCGCCACAGAUGGGUCUAAACCUGCUCCCGCGGCGCUUGACUCGUGCUUUUUUAUGGACGACGCCAUGGACUACGCCAGUAGAGUUCGAGAACAGAAACAACGCACGGGUUCGGUUUGUAGUUUUCCGGAAGAAUAUUUAAUAACGGAAAAAAUUCCGCGGCGAAAGCGAUACGACUCCGAAUCAAGGGAAGAAGGCCUGGAGACGCAAAGAUUUCUCGAAAAUUGGCGAAACAGUGAGUCCACAGCGCACUGCUCAGACGAGCAGCUGCAACAAGACCAGUACAAUUCAGUUCCAACUAACGAAUCGAUGGUGUCGACGCCGCCUACGUUAUUCAAGUCAUCGAGAAAUUGCACGGAGCCCGAUGACUCGCGAACAUCAUCGGAAUACAUCGAUUCGAUGAGAAGGAGUUCCGAAAACGUUUUCGCACGAACUGAGGCAUUGGCCAACAAACGUACCAGUUUCAAAGUAAUGAGACCACGCCAAUAGCAAACUUGGAACGUAGAGAACGUAAAUCGGGUGAGAAGAGUAGACGACGUAAUCGGAUGUUUUGCAAAACCGUUGCUUUCAAAGAAUAAAUUUUCAUACAAAUUGUAGAAACGCUCUUGCCAUUUAACGAAUCCGUGCCAGAAAGGGGAAAAGGACAUAGAAGCGUUUGGCACAACGAAACUCAAUAACAAUCUGUGAUACAACAAAUAGCAAAGUUUCAGUUACGAUUAGGGGUUUUUGCUAUUUUUGAAGGAAACGCGAGAAGAGGAUUAACAAAUCUAGGGAUAUUGCCUUGCUAUAUUUAAUACGUAUCAGCAUCACAGCAAGCUUUGCACGUUGAAACGACUUCUUGCAUUAAAUUAAAAUAUUUGAAUGGGAUUUCGCGACUCUGGCCUGCCCCUUGUGAAGAACGUCUAUGUAUAAGGGAACACGUACUUUGAUUUGAACUUAACCUGAAAUUCCAUACCGAGGUAAAUCGCUGUAGCCUGAACCUCAUCAGAGAUCCUCACUCUCCAUACAGAGAGAACCUGCAAUGUAUUUAUUAGAAUGUAAGAUCGAUUAUUAAUCGAACAGUUGCAUUACCACAUUGUAUGUACAUUAUAAAAUAAUGAAGUUAGUUUAUUGGAGAA